AUAGUAUGGAAUACCCUCCUUCAAGGACAAAUGGAGAGCUUAACUUUCUUAAAGGUUCCCUAUUGCUUACUGAUGCAAUCGCAAAAGGACUUCAGACACUGGUAACUAACAUAGAAGAGGAAGACGUACAAUGGUCACAGAGCUACCACUUUCAAAAGCUUUGUAAUUUACUGUUGACUAGUACAAAUUCACCAGAUACUAAGCUACAGCAUGGUUUAACUAAACUUGCAGAUGUACGCAAACAAUUUUUUAAAUAUGUGUCACAACAGUCUAUGCUAGAUAAGGAGCUUGAGGCCAUAAAGGAGCAAAUUGUUACGACUUUUGAAGAACUAGAGCUUCCAUUAAGUGAUGUGUAUGAAAUUUAUAACAAGUCAAGUUUUAKAGAGGAUGAUGUGUUGACUGCCCAUGAGAAACUUAGUUUGGAGAGAAGAGACUUCUGUUUCCUUGGACMUAGUUGCCACCAUACCACCAUACAAAGAACUGUAGAAGUCAGUACAGUUUUGGAGCAGCUUAAUGAAUUAAGUCAAAGAAAUCAAAAUGGCAAUUCUACACUAUUUAUUGAUGGACAAUAUGGUUCUGGAAAGAGAGAAUUUGCAAAGCAAGUAGCUGAGGCUUUGAACAGAGUUGAUCAUAAGAAUAAACCAAUGCCAGUUAUGACCCUAAAUGCAGAAACAGAACAGACAUUGUUAUCUUCCUAUGUGAGUUUUGCCAAAGAACUGCUCUGCAACUUUACACAAAUUCAAAUGGCUGUGACUUCAAAAGGCUUACUACUUGAAGAGAGGUUAAGGCUUUUGARGCACAUCAUUGGAGACCAGUUAAAAACGUAUCCUUGCUGGGUUGUAGUUAUGGUCAAURUGAAUCAUUUUGAAUCACUCUUUGAGUUUUGGCCAAAACCUGGCAGUAAUGAUUGGGGUCAUGGCUAUCUUAUUGUUACAUUGCCUUCAAUAAAUGAUGUCAAAAGUUCUUCAUUGGAUUUUGCUGGUCAUGUGUCACUGUCMCAUGGUAUGCAGCCUUCACAAGCAAUUCAACUGCUGUCUGAGSUUUCAGGUAUCACAGAGGUGAAGUACUGUUUAGAGGUUGCUGAAAUAUUAGAGUUUCAACCAUUAUCAUUAUCUUGUGCUGCAGUGUUUGUCAGAAACCAGAUGGUGAAAAAUUUUGGCUCUCCUUGGAAAGUAUUUCUAGAGCUGUUYAGAGAAUACAAYGUCCUUUGUCAAGAUGUAGACAAGGAAGCAAUCCAAUCYAUUUACUCCCAGUCAUGUUCAACAGCAAUGAAUAUGCUUCURAURCAAGUCCUAUCAAGGAAUCAUGGGAUUUCAGACGUCAGCUAUCUCUUUACUCUGUUUCAGCCAUUUCACGUCGAGAAAGAAAUGCUUUCAAAUUGUCUGACAAAUAUCACAGACWCAAACAUAGUGGACUUUCUACAUGACAUAUCUCCAUUUUUGUCAAUAGAAAGAAAUGCAGAAUCAGAUUUGGUUUCAUUGCGCCAUCAUAUUCCAGAUGRCCAUAAAUCAGAAUUGGAUGAAACUCGAGUUGAAAUCUUUGCCUUGGCAGCUAUCUCACUAGCACAUAAGUUUUCAAGCCUGAAAAAUGUUCGAAGUAUUCUUAGUGACUGUAUUUAUAGCGUUUGCUGUCGAGCUAAUUUGGUAGCAGGAAAGAUACGAGGCUUGUCUGACGACUUACGUGAAGCAUUUAUCAACCAUCUCAUUAAAUGUACAACUGCAGAUAACGAUGCUGUGGACAUCUUGAUGAAACUCWCAGACCAGUGUCAUUACUUGCAGGCACCAGARCGCUCCAAAACUUUGUUAUCAAUAGCAAAGAGUGUUCUAGAGAAAGAACAAGUUCUUGAUGCAGGACGUUUUGUGCGUGUACUUCAUGGUCUUGGAGUUGUGUCAUGCGACAUCGGAAGUGACGACGCAAAGGAAUAUCUUGAUAAAUCGUUAGAGUUUUAUUGCCAAGAUAAAGRCGUUUCUCACGAGAAGGUAGCAGAUGUACUCUUAGCCCUUGGUGAUGUUGCAGUUGCUUCAGAUGAUCUUGCUAAUGCAAAGGCGUUUUACARGAAGGCUCUGAAAACUAGCUCAACACUUGGGMGAAACAUGGGCGUUCCCCUGUCGUGGUACAAGGUAGGAAACGUACUCGCAAUCGAAGGGUCAUUCCAGCUUGCAAAGGAGCACUACGAGGAAGCUUUGAAACUAAUGGAUGAUGUCGACUUYGUUAAUCUUACAAAGRCUCUUACCUGUGUAGGAGCGAUGUCAAURUGYGUUGAUGAAUAUCACCUYGCAAAGGAGUACCUCGCCAAAGCCAUGGCAAUUGAACAAAGACUUUACAGUAGAUAUCACCCUUACAGACUGAGUAGCAUCAAGAACGCUGCUAACGCAUGUAAAGCUCUGGGCGACCUUGAUUYUGCGGAGCGACUACUACAAGAAUCCAUUGCAAUCUCACAGAACAUCACUUGCCAAUGGAAUGCUGAUGUUGCUCAAGUCUUCUCACAACUAGGCUCACUGCGRACUGUACAAGAAGAUUGGGAAUCAGCUAUUGAGUUUUAUGGUACUGCUUUAGAAAUCCAAGAAAAUAUCCUUCAAUGUCACCUUGACCCCGUCAUUGCUGAUAGAUGCUGUGAUCUGGGUCUUGUCUAUGCAAAAAGUGGGCAAUUGGAAAUAGCCAAAUCAUUCCAUGAGCGCGCGUUAGGAAUUCGUGGACUGUUGUUCCAAGGAGACCACCCUGACAUWGGAACAUCGUAUUUUCAACUAGGGAAGGUGUACAACAAACUUGGUGACCACCAAACUGCAUCAAGUUUGCUUGAGCGAGCUGUUGAAAUCCGKGGAAAAGUCUUUGGCCCUCAACAUCCAGAAACUCUUGACUCCCUCUACUAUCUUGGCCAUUCGUUUGCUCGACUUGGUCGCCUGAAAAACGCAAGGACUUUGUAUCAAAGUGUAGCAGAAGGACAAGUUAAACUCAAAGGAUCCAACUCURYUGCCCUCGCCAAGACGUCUGAAAGUUUAGGAGAGGUUAAUCUUGGUCUUGGCGAGAUAGAAUUUGCCAAACARCAAUUCAAACGUGCAAUUGAAAUUCAGAAGUGCGUAACGGGACCUGAUCACCCAGAAGUAGCCAGACCGCUGGUCAGACUUGCUCUUGUCCAUGAACACUGCAAAGAGAUGAAGGAAGCAAAAACUCUGCUUGAAAUUGCAUUGGCAAUUUAUCGAAAAAACAUCAAUAAGAUCGCUCGUUCACAUGUGAUCGUGACGGAGGCGCACCUUAAGAGAGUUCUUUUAAAACUACCACAAAACAGAUGUAUUCUCAUGUAAACUAUAGAGCUGAUUACUUACAAGAAAACUGAUUUAUAAAAUCACACUGUGUGCGGACAUUGGAAUAAAUGCUGAAGUAUAUUUUUGGGAGAUUAAAAAAGCAAUGUGUAUAAUUAGAUUUACUUACUCUAGAUUUAAUAUGAAAAAUUGGUUACUUGAUGAAUGAAUAUAGAGUAUAUUAAAAUAGAAAUGGAAUAAAUCUGUGAGAUGUUCUAUCAUUAUGGAUGUAAGACAGGUAUUAGAUUCAGUAUAAAUGUUAUAAAAAUGAAUUAUAUUGAAAAUAAAUUCCUGGACUAUCAAAAACA
Exaiptasia diaphana is the source of this 3607-nucleotide messenger RNA. RefSeq lists its product as uncharacterized. The coding region runs from base 6 to 3302 and encodes 1098 amino acids. The transcript has a single exon. The record is from RefSeq and is a predicted model, not a curated record. Gene Ontology annotation, molecular function: protein binding. Lineage: Eukaryota; Metazoa; Cnidaria; Anthozoa; Actiniaria; Aiptasiidae.